UAGAUCCCCUUUAAGGAGAAGAGGAAAGAGUAAGAUCCGGGUCGUUUUGGCCUGCGUGGCACAUUUUUUUGGAAGAGUGUGACAUCUUAUACCUUCAACAUGAGACUUGGCUUUUGGAUUUUCAUGGAGCUGGAGAGUCCACCACUGAUCUCAGCACAAAAACAGUCCAAGCUGGACGAACAUGGCCUCCAGUGCUCCACACAACUUCUCCUGGGUUGAACCGGGUAAAUUGGCCGGACUGGCGCUUCCCCGGAUGACCUGUGAAUAUCAGUAUCUGCUGGAUAACGGUAUCAAACAUCUGGUUUGCCUGUGCGAGAGGAAGCCGCCGUACCACGACACGUGUCCAGAGCUACAGCUGCACCACAUCAAGAUACGUGACUUCACGCCUCCGUCUCCGAGUCAGAUUGACAAUUUCCUCUCGAUCGUGGAGGAAUCCAACUCGAAGGGGGAGGGUGUAGCAGUUCACUGCAUGCACGGCCACGGGAGGACAGGGACCAUGCUGGCGUGCUACCUGGUGAAGAUGAGGAAGAUUUCAGGGAUCGACGCCAUCAAUGAGAUCCGCAGACUACGGGCAGGCUCGAUCGAAACUCACGAUCAAGAGAAAGCGGUGGUGCAGUUUUAUCAGCGCACUAAGUAGCUUUUACAGAGGCAAUAAGAUAAUAAUGAGACAGAUGUAGCAAUGAUUUAUAACAGUUAAACAAGCAUAACAUAAGUGGAAGUGCCUGAAUUAUGUUCCUACAUGAAACCUUUUAUUAUUUCGUGACAGGAAAAUACAAUGAAGAGUUUAAACAGGUGAUUAAACAAGAUCAAAUUUCACUAGGCCAAACAUUUCUAAAGAUAAUACUUAGGCACGCUACCUUUUUACACUGAAUACUGUCAUCUUGUCAGAGCAUCGUCUGACAUUUCACUUUUCUUUAUAUAGAUAUGUUCCUCUUCUGAGGUGUCUGUUUACAAGGCUUUGACCUUCAUUUAUGCACUAGACGCUAGGGAAAAGAGACGCUGCCGUUCCUUGAAUGUGAGCUUUUCAGGGGCCGGUGCUCUCUUGAUUUUCUCCUCCUGGUUUCUGUGAAUAAACAUUGAUAUUAGCAGAUAUACGGUACUUUCAUUUCAUUAGUACUUAUGGGGAAUCAUUUACGGGGACACAACAAUAUAUUUAUUGAGUGUAGUUUGCAGAUUUAUAUUACUCAGGGAUUUCUUUCAGUUACUUUCUAAGUAAUUGAAGGAAAUAAGUUGCUAUUCUGUAAUUUCUCGCUGUUUAAGCUUGUUUUAGUAGUACACAAAUGUCAUCAUGAGAAGAAAUACUGCAUUAAAAUCACAGUUGCUUGUUAGAUUUCAUUUCAAUGUGAUACUUAAACGAUCAAAAA
This is a messenger RNA of Scomber scombrus (Atlantic mackerel), 1364 nucleotides long. RefSeq names its product dual specificity phosphatase 23b (gene dusp23b). The transcript is spliced from 3 exons. Gene Ontology annotation, molecular function: protein tyrosine/serine/threonine phosphatase activity. Gene Ontology annotation, biological process: cilium assembly; protein dephosphorylation. The record is from RefSeq and is a predicted model, not a curated record. The coding region runs from base 182 to 637 and encodes 151 amino acids. NCBI's taxonomy places the organism in Eukaryota, Metazoa, Chordata, Actinopteri, Scombriformes, Scombridae.